Molecule: messenger RNA, 1417 nt
Organism: Zophobas morio
Lineage: Eukaryota; Metazoa; Arthropoda; Insecta; Coleoptera; Tenebrionidae
Gene: Arl8
Product: ADP-ribosylation factor-like protein 8
Exons: 4
Coding region: 130-690 (186 amino acids)
Biological process (GO): anterograde axonal transport; protein transport
Cellular component (GO): lysosomal membrane
Molecular function (GO): GTP binding; GTPase activity
Source: RefSeq, a predicted model, not a curated record
UUUUAGCUUUUCAGCAUCUUUGACAAUUGUGACAGAUCGGGUUGGGUAGUAAAUGACAUUUAAUUUAUUAAUAAACCAUAGUCCUAGUGUCUUGAAAUUCAUUCGAAAUCGUAAACAAAAACCGGCAAAAUGUUAGCUUUAAUGAACAGAAUAUUGGACUGGUUUAGGAGCUUAUUUUGGAAGGAAGAAAUGGAACUAACACUAGUGGGGCUCCAGUACUCAGGAAAAACAACUUUCGUCAAUGUAAUCGCAUCAGGUCAGUUUAGUGAAGACAUGAUUCCAACAGUGGGUUUCAAUAUGAGGAAAAUAACAAAGGGAAAUGUAACAAUAAAAGUGUGGGACAUCGGCGGUCAGCCUAGGUUUAGGUCGAUGUGGGAGCGUUAUUGUCGAGGUGUCAACGCUAUAGUGUAUAUGGUGGAUGCGGCAGAUCCUGACAAAAUCGAGGCUUCGAGAAAUGAGCUCCACAAUUUAUUGGACAAGCCACAAUUAGCGGGAAUUCCAGUCUUAGUGCUGGGGAAUAAGAGGGACAUGCCACAAGCUUUAGAUGAAAAUGGCCUUAUCGAGCGAAUGAACUUAUCAGCUAUCCAAGACCGUGAAAUCUGUUGUUAUUCCAUUUCUUGUAAAGAAAAAGAUAAUAUUGACAUCACGCUGCAAUGGUUGAUUGCACAUUCUAAGUCAGGCAUGCGCUAAGUCGUCGCUGUUUUGUUGUCUGCGCGUCAAAGUAACCACGUUUUCACCAAAUUAUGGUUUGUGUAGGCCAAUUUUUAUUUAUACUGUGCAAUUUAUUUAGUCCUUAUUGUUGGCUGUGCAUGAACACCAGACUCAUUUCUCUUGAAGAUCUUGAAAAAUGUGCUUACUUUGGUCAGCGAAAUUUCUAUUUUGUAUUUCAAAAAGUCGUGGACCAUUUACACCUCUGUAUUCGCUGCUGAUUUUGUACUUUUCCUUUUACAAGUAAGUUUUAAGACUAAAUUGUGUGAUGGAUUUAACUAUCCUUUUUUGAAAUUUAAAAUAGAAAUUUAUAUCGAUAGGUUAAUCACUUGCUAUAAAAUGAAAUGUAGAUGUAAGUUACCAUAACUUUACAAAUACAGUUAACACGCUGGUUUUUCUAUAUUAAAUCGAUCAUUGUUAGAAUGUUGGCAUCCACAACAGAUUACUAGUCUUCUCAUGACUUUUGCUUUCUAGCUAUGAACCAGUGAAAUAACAAAUUAUCAAUUGGUUUCCAUAUUUUAUUUAUGUAUUAUAAUUUGUAUGUACAAAGUGAGAUUUUUUUUUUACAUAGUUUUAAUAUUUUUUAAAAUAUUUCCUGUGAGUAUUUUACAAUCGUUUUCAUUUAAAUACAUACACAAUGAUAAAGGGUCUAUUAUUUUUCUCAUUUUAAUGUAGAAAUUUUAGGUCUGAAUAAAAAAUGUACAAACCA